This is a messenger RNA of Diabrotica virgifera virgifera (western corn rootworm), 700 nucleotides long. RefSeq names its product probable cytochrome P450 6a14. Lineage: Eukaryota; Metazoa; Arthropoda; Insecta; Coleoptera; Chrysomelidae. The transcript has 4 exons. The record is from RefSeq and is a predicted model, not a curated record. Bases 100 to 609 code for a protein of 169 amino acids. Gene Ontology annotation, molecular function: iron ion binding; oxidoreductase activity, acting on paired donors, with incorporation or reduction of molecular oxygen; monooxygenase activity.
UAAAAUAACCUUUUUUUCGCUUUUUAGUCUUUUUCCUCAAGGUGCCGUGCAUUUCCGUGUAGGAGUCAACCAUACAUCGUCUUGUCAGAGCCUACCAAAAUGAGCUUGUUUCUUACCCUCCUGGGUAACGGGAUCGCUCUACUUCUCGUGGCAGCAGUAUCAUUCCACGCAUAUUUCCUGUAUUCCUACACAUACUGGUCUAAAAAGGGAGUACCGUAUCUAGAGCCAAAGUUUCCAUACGGAAACUGUACUAGUCUUUUCGUUAAGGGUAAAGGGUAUCCCGUAGGACUUUCAGACAGCUGCUACAAAAAAAUUAGGGAGAAAGUAUGGAAAGUCGGAGGAUUUUUCACAAUCGCCAGGCCGACACUUUUAGUAUUGGAUCCUGAAUAUGUUAGAGAUAUUUUGAUAAAGAUAGCUCAAGUCAGCAUCUUCUUCGUGGGAGGCUUUGAAGCAUCAUCGUCAACAAUGACAUUUGCUUUAUAUGAGUUAGCAAAACAUCCAGAGUUACAAGACAGACUUAGAGACGAGAUUAUGACAGUUUUAAACGAUAAAAAAGAACUAACUUAUCGAGUCCAUCAACGAAAUGAAGUACCUUCAGCAAGUUAUUGAUGGAUUAAGAUUUGCAUACAUGCAAACCAAAGUAGGGAUUAUAGAGACUAUACGGAGAUUUAAAUUGACAAUUAGUCCAAGUACCAAAAUG